AGCUUCGGAGCCAUCGUUGCGAAGUUCUGCGGCGUGGUUGACCCCACGGUGCGGGGUAGCUUAAACCUCCAAUGUGGGGCCUGUCAAGCUCCAAAUACCCCUGCAGCAGCGUGCGAGUAUCCCGAACUUUGAUGUAUUCGAUUUGGUUCUCACUGCCACUUUUCCUUGAGAAAGAAACGCGAGUGAAUAAAUCGUCAUGGCGCCUUUGACAACGUACCCUGAUUUUGGAGAGUCUACAACAGCGACUGAAGUCACUAAAGUAUUCUCGGAGCAAAUCAAAGGUAAACAUGUAUUGCUUGUGGGCGUCAGUCCCAAUAGUUUAGGAGAGCACAUGGCAGUCGCUAUCGCCUCACACGAACCAGCUCUCCUAAUCCUCGCUUCUCGAACGGCGAGCAACAUCAGCCAGGUAAUCGACAAGAUCAAAUCCAGCACAGCAAACAUUCCAAAAUCAGUUCUGGUUGACCUUUCAUCCCAAGCUUCUAUCCGGACGGCAGCGAAGGAUAUCUCUUCUCUGACGCCAAAACUCGAUGUCAUAAUCAACAAUGCUGCGUUGAACAUUCCAACUUGGCAAGGAACAAAGGAAGGAAUAGAAACACAUUUCGGAACAAACCACAUUGGACUCUUUCUACUCACCAAUCUCCUUCUCCCUGUCGUCCUCUCGGCUGCUUCUUCGAACACCCCAGGAUCAACCAGAAUCGUGAACUUGACAUCGGCUGGACAUCGAUUGUCCCCUAUUAGGUUCAGCGAUUAUAAUUUCAAGAAGAGUUAUGUGGAUUUACCGGAAGAGGAACAGCCGCCGAAAGGGUUGCCGCCGCAGUUGUUGGAUGCUAAAGAGCCGUAUAAUCCGUUUAUGGCCUAUGCGCAGAGUAAGACGGCGAAUAUACUUUUUUCUUUGAGCCUAGAGGAGGGGUUAGGAGGGAAGAAUGUGAGGAGUUAUAGUGUGCAUCCUGGCUCAAUUUGGACAGGAUUGGCAAGAAAUCUUGACGACGAAGGACAGAAACUGAUUAAGUCUACUGGGAAGUCAUGGAAGAACGGGGAUCAAGGUGCUGCUGGAACGUUAGUUGCAGCUUUUGAUCCUGCACUGAAUGAGCCAAAUGGUGUGUAUAUGGCUGAUUGUCAGUAUGCCGAGGCCGCGCCUUUCGCAACAGAUCCGAAGAUGGCGCAGAGACUUUGGGCUUUGAGCGAGGAAUUGGUUGGUGAAAAGUUCAGCUUGAGCUGA
Messenger RNA from Mollisia scopiformis, 1219 nucleotides. Its product is annotated as NAD(P)-binding protein. Lineage: Eukaryota; Fungi; Ascomycota; Leotiomycetes; Helotiales; Mollisiaceae. The transcript is spliced from 4 exons. The coding region runs from base 197 to 1219 and encodes 340 amino acids. The record is from RefSeq and is a predicted model, not a curated record.